AUGAGGCAAGCUGGAAUAUAUUCAAGAAUAUCAUCAUCAUCAUCCAGCGGCAGGAGAGGGAGUCAGCAGCACUCGUUGCCAUUGGCCCGGAUCAAGAAGAUCAUGAAGAAAUCUGACGAUGGCGUGGAGAUGAUCUCGGGCGAGGCACCGAUCGUGUUCUCGAGGGCUAUCGAGCUGUUCGUCGAGGAGUUGACCAGGAAGUCGUGGAUGCUGGCCGCGGAAGAUAAGAGGAGGACGCUCCAGAGGGACGACGUCGUGUCUGCGAUCCACGGGACCGAUGUGUUCGAUUUUCUGGUGGACUUGGUCUGUGUUCCUGAUCAACAGAACGAACGAAAAGAGAGUCCAGUUGGAUCUGAGACCGAGACGGUGGGAUCAAAGAGGACCAAAGUGGGACCUUGAUUCAAGUCAGCUGUA
Molecule: messenger RNA, 414 nt
Organism: Eucalyptus grandis
Lineage: Eukaryota; Viridiplantae; Streptophyta; Magnoliopsida; Myrtales; Myrtaceae
Product: nuclear transcription factor Y subunit C-2
Exons: 1
Coding region: 1-399 (132 amino acids)
Biological process (GO): regulation of DNA-templated transcription
Cellular component (GO): nucleus
Molecular function (GO): DNA-binding transcription activator activity, RNA polymerase II-specific; protein heterodimerization activity
Source: RefSeq, a predicted model, not a curated record